Molecule: messenger RNA, 1419 nt
Organism: Dalotia coriaria
Lineage: Eukaryota; Metazoa; Arthropoda; Insecta; Coleoptera; Staphylinidae
Gene: rdgBbeta
Product: cytoplasmic phosphatidylinositol transfer protein 1
Biological process (GO): phospholipid transport
Cellular component (GO): cytoplasm
Molecular function (GO): phosphatidylinositol transfer activity; phosphatidylinositol binding
Source: RefSeq, a predicted model, not a curated record
UAAUCAGAUUCCUGCUGUCUGCAGGAAUUCCAUAUUAACCUCUACAAUGUAAAUGUAAAUGUUAAACUCUACAUUAAACAUUAAAUUCCAAAUAAUCACGUCGGUGUUUUCGCUGCAACAAUGGUCCUGACGAAGGAAUACCGGAUAUGCAUGCCAAUCAGCGUUCAAGAGUAUCAUGUUGGUCAACUGUACAUGAUUGCAAGACACAGCAAAGAACAGUCUGGUGGUGGUGAGGGCGUCGAGGUGGUUGAGAACCGGCAAUGCGAGGAUCCCGAGCACGGCUGCGGCGUUUACACCGAGAAGCGUAUUCAUCUCUCCACGCGUCUUCCCUACUGGGUGCAGAGUCUCCUGCCCAAAGUGUUUUACAUCACAGAGAAGGCCUGGAACUACUACCCAUUCACCAUCACUGAGUACAAUUGCUCAUUCCUGCCGUUUUCCAUCUCAAUCAAAACCUGUUAUGAAAACAACAGCGGCAGCUCAGAAAACGCGCUCAAACUGAGUCAAGCUGAGGCUGCGAAUCGAAUUGUUGAACAUAUUGAUAUUGCUUAUGAUGAAGUCAGUCCCAAGCAUUAUAAAGAAGAGGAAGACCCACGUUUCUUUCAGAGUAGCAAGACACACCGUGGGCCGUUGGUAGAGGGUUGGCGUACAACACAUCAACCGAUCAUGUGUUCCUAUAAAUUGGUAAGCGCGUAUUUUGAAGUGUGGGGUCUGCAGACCAGAGUCGAAGAGUUUAUUCACUCUUGUAUCAAAGAGGUGCUCCUUGUGGGGCAUAGGCAAGCAUUUGCAUGGAUUGACGACUGGAUCGACAUGUCCUAUCCAGAUGUACGCAAAUAUGAAAUGCGUGUGCAAGCCGAGACUAAUUCUUUGGUACAAACCGGAGGAGAUCCAGAAAAGUGCGCGGAUGCUGCCCAGGAGGAUACUGCUGCUAGCGGGGACGCAGAGACAAGGUCUGAGCCCAGGUCGGAACCACGCACACCGCUGGAAGGCUACUUUUCCGGCUGGUUUAGUUCCUAGGAUUGUAGACGUCGAUGCAGAACCGCCUGAAGCGUACAAAUCGUCGAAUAUUAACUACGAAUAGCGGAGGACGAAUUUGCAGGUCGUGCACAUGUACUUAACCCAAAGAAUUGUUUGUAUAGAGUUUAAUUUAUGUGCUGGGGAUGACAUAUUAGGCUGGAUAGAUGUAUGUGUCAUGAUAACACUUUGAUUUGCACACCGGGAGAGAAAGCUUUAAGUUUUAGUUGAAUAUCCAAACCUCUGACCAUGCCAUAUCUUAUAAUAUCUUGUAUAAUGACAUUGAACAUGAUAGAAUUGGUAAUUCUCACAAAACUGGUUGGUUUUUGUGUUUUAUUUGCCACCGGAUGAUUGAAAUUUAUUGUUUUAAUGCAAGAUUGUAUUUUGAAUAAAUGUCACUUGCUGCAA